This is a messenger RNA of Vigna umbellata (rice bean), 2362 nucleotides long. The record is from RefSeq and is a predicted model, not a curated record. NCBI's taxonomy places the organism in Eukaryota, Viridiplantae, Streptophyta, Magnoliopsida, Fabales, Fabaceae.
UAGCAUUUCAAGGGAAAAAGAGACAGAAACAGUGGUCUUUAGGGCUGAUUUGAUGGGAACGCUUAAGCCAAUCUUUGGAAAAGGUGGAAACAGAACAUCAGGCACUCCAAGAGCAGUGAAGAAUAAAAUGGCAAAGACAAACGUGGAGUCAAUUACUAGAUGCAAAAGGGUUUGUGAACGAGGUGUAAUAGAAAAAGGUCCAUCAUCACCUGAAGGAAAAGCUACAGACAAGAAAAGAGAGUCACCUUUUCCUGAAAGAGCAAGUUCAUCUAAACGAGGUGCUAGAAGAGGCAUGCAGGGUACACUGAACCAACCUACUCAGAAGAGGGCAAGAAUACAAGAAAAAAACAACGAAAUUUGUGAUCCUGGACCAAGAUCAAUAAUGGAAGAAGGUCCAUCAUCAUCGCCCGAAAGACAAGCAACAAACAACAAAAGAGGUUCACUUUGGCUUGAAAGAGUUAGGUCAUGUACACGAGGCACAAAAAGGGGCAUGCAGGAUACGUCAAGCCAACCUACUCAGAAGAGGGUGAGAAUAGUAGAACAAAACAAAGAAGUUAAUAAUCCUGGACCAAGCUCAAUAAUGGAAAAGAGUCCGUCAUCACUUGAAAGACAAGCAGCAAACAAGAAAAGAGGUUCACCUUCAUCUGAUAGAGUACGGUCAUGUAAGAAAACAACGUUUUUAUGGUUGAUAGACUCUAAGAUUAUUAAGGAAGAUGAACGAGUAAGCUAUAGGAGUGACACAAUUGAAAAGCCAUUAGCAGGAAGGAUUACUAGGGGUGGAAUUCUCUGCAGCUGUUGCCAGGAGGAGAUAUCAAUGUGGACCUUUGAGAACCAUGCUGGAAGUACUCUUAGACAGCCCUAUAAACAUAUUUACAUUCACAGAAAACGCAAAACCCUCCGAAAAUGCUUGAUUGAUGUUUGGCAACAUGCCCGGGAACAAAAGCGUCGGCAAAUGUUUUUGUUUGUGCCAAAAGAAACUGAUACAGACCAAGAUGAUGAUGUUUGUGCAGUCUGUGGUGAUGGGGGAGACUUAAUCUGUUGUGACAGGUGUCCUUCCACAUAUCAUCUAUCUUGCAUAAAUAUAGAGACGGUUCCCCAAAAUGAUUGGUUUUGUCCAUAUUGUGUAUGCAAAUACUGUGGGCUGGUUGUGGACCUAGUUGUUGAGAAAAAAAGAUACUAUGAGAAAAAAGAAGGCUUCAAGUGCUCCCAAUGUGACAAGAAGUAUCAUUGGGAGUGCUUUGAAAAAUAUGAAAAAGAUUCCUCAAAACUAACCAAACCUUCAAGAUCAUAUUGUGGGCGAGGUUGCCAAGGGAUAUAUGCAAAAAUGGGAGUAUAUCUCGGAAUCAGAAAUGAUUAUUCGGCAAAAUACUCUUGGAGGGUUAUCCGCCUAAUGGAGACAUACAAGAACAAUCCUGCAUAUAUGAAUCUAUUCUUAGAAAACAAUUCAAAGGUUGCAGUUACUUGGAUGUUAAUGAAUGAAGCUUUUGAGAAAAUAACUGACAGGAAAACAGGCAUCAAUGUGGUUCGAAGUAUUGUUUACAGCUGCAAGUCAAACUUAUCCAGGAUUGAUUUUAGCCGUUUUUAUAUGUUUGUUCUGGAGGAAGAUGAUGCGAUAAUUGCUGCAGCUUCUAUAAGAUUUCACGGGUCAGGGAUUGCAGAAAUGCCACUUAUUGCAACAGAAAUGACACGCAGGGGCCAAGGAGUUUGCCAGGAAUUAAUGAGGGUAAUUGAAUCGUUCCUAUGCAAUCUUAAAGUCAAAAACUUGAUAAUUCCAUCUGCUGUGGAGACUUGUGAUAUGUGGAAGCGCAAGUACAACUUUACUGAGGUGAGUGAAGAGCUGAAGAAAGAAAUAUCCUCCUAUAAAAUUGUAAUGUUCCCUUGUGCUGUAAGACUGUACAAGGACUUGUCAGCAAGCAUAGCAGAAAUUAAGAUUGACCUGGAACCACAAACAGAGCAUGCAGAGGUUACUGCUAGACUUGAGCAUGGACCCUCUCACCAGGAAGAUUAGAAGAAGUGAAACAGUCGUAGUGAUGGGAGCUUCAUGCUCUGGCUGAUACAAAGAAACUUAAGGCUUAAAUCUUAGAAGGGACCUUCCAAAAAUUAUUGGUGACUAUUGACUGCUACCUAUGUAUUGGUCUGGGUUCCCCAGUUUUUAACUUUGAUUGGUAAAUUAGACUUACUUUUGGACUAAUAAGGUAUGUUUGUUUUAUCUAAACAUUGUUUCAUGGUGUCAGAAAACCUGGUCCAGGAUUUCAAAAAUUGCAGUUGACUUAGCUCAACUCAACCCAGGUCUCUGAUAUAGGAUUUCAAUUACAACAAUAAAAUUUUAUUAAGUGAUGUAUGUUACAUUGGUUGCUAUUGA